Clunio marinus is the source of this 222-nucleotide messenger RNA. Lineage: Eukaryota; Metazoa; Arthropoda; Insecta; Diptera; Chironomidae. The record is from the annotation of a GenBank genome assembly.
AUGAGAAUGAGCAGAGGAAAAAAUUCUUUCGAAAAGCUUAUUGACUUUUACGAAAGUCCCAUCGUGUUGCUUCAUUAUCAUAUUAUGAAUUUUCAACAUCAUCAAACAAUAAGUGGAUUGAUGUACAUAAAUAACGCUGACUUGCUGAAGGAAUUAACUUUUAACCAGCAUAAUUUUAAUGCAACAGAUUUUUCAUCAACAUAUGAAACUUUAAACGUUUAA